This is a messenger RNA of Tachyglossus aculeatus (Australian echidna), 5219 nucleotides long. It is a transcript of the gene UBN1, whose product is annotated as ubinuclein 1. The record is from RefSeq and is a predicted model, not a curated record. Bases 247 to 4233 code for a protein of 1328 amino acids. NCBI's taxonomy places the organism in Eukaryota, Metazoa, Chordata, Mammalia, Monotremata, Tachyglossidae. The transcript has 19 exons. Gene Ontology annotation, cellular component: nucleus.
UCCCGGGGCGGCCCCGAAUCCAUGACGACGGCGGCGGCGGCGGCGGCGGCGGGGGGACUCGGGCUGCAGCGCCCCGCCGAAACGUUGAACCGGGAACCUCGGGGCCGGGACUUCGGAAGGAGGAGCCCUCCGGAGCGUGGACCUCUGGGAAUGGGCCUUGACCACCUAUGGGCCGCACACCCGUAGGCAUGCGUCUCGCCCCCACGCCGGGCAGCCGGAGCCGGGGCGUCUGGGUCUCGCCCCACCAUGAGGACUGCCAACCGGAGGAGCGUGCCAGCCCCAGGCGCGGCGCCGGCCCAGAACGGCUCUUGUGACAAAGGCCCCCUGAGCUCUCCAUUCCUGAAGAAACCACGCAAAGAAGACGCUGCUGGAGGAGAGGCUCCCCAGGACCCCGAGCCGGCUGCCGCCACCGCCUCCACUGCCGUCCGUAUGAGCCUCACCCUUUUCGAGCCCGAUCACAAACGCUGCCCCGAGUUCUACUACCCGGAGCUGGUGAAGAUCGCCCGGGGCAGAGGGAGAAGCCUGCCGCCCGUAGACAAGCAGAAGAAGGAUCUCUCGGACCCCUUCAACGAUGAGGAAAAGGAAAGGGACAAGGUGGAAGCCCUGGCCAGGAAGUUUGAGGAGAAAUACGGCGGGAAGAGGUGCCGGAAGGACCGCCUCCAGGAUUUGAUCGACAUGGGCUAUGGCUAUGACGAGUCGGACUCCUUCAUCGAUAACUCCGAGGCGUACGAUGAGCUCGUGCCUGCCUCUCUGACCACCAAGUAUGGGGGCUUCUACAUCAACUCGGGCACCCUGCAGUUCCGGCAGGCGUCGGACUCAGAGGACGACUUCGUGAAAGAGAAGAAGAAGAAAUCGCCGAAGAAACGGAAGUUAAAAGAUGGCAGCGAGAAGGUCAAGAAGAAGAGGAAAGAUGAUGGCCACGACAAGGACAAGAAGCCAAAGAAGUCCAAGUUCCCCAAAGCCGGCUUCACGGCCCUGAAUGCCAGCAAGGAGAAAAAGAAGAAGAAGUACUCAGGUGCCCUGAGCGUCAAGGAGAUGCUGAAGAAGUUCCAGAAGGAGAAGGAGGCCCAAAAGCAGAGGGAUGAGGAGCACAAGCCCGCGGCCCCCGUCCUGGCGGAUGCGGACGGGGCACCAGACCCUCUUCUUUCCCUGUUCGGCUCUGCCUCCGACAGCGACCUGCUGCAGGCCUCGGGCGCCGCGGACACCCUGAGCGACAUGGACUUGGAGGGUCUGCUCAGUGAGUCUCCGGGCGGGAGCCCCUUCCGCGCCCACGCCUCCGCCCCUGACCCAGACGGCGACUUACCAGGAAAUGGCGGCGGGGACCUGGAGUUCAAGCCGCCCCCGACCCUUUUCGAGGGGCUCCCGGGCCCACUGGAGAAACGCAUCAAGGAACUGGCACAGCAGGCAUCCAGGACUGCAGAGGGAGAUGGCAAACUGAAGAUGUUCCCACAGGACAUCAAUGGCCACCUGCUGGACAUAGAGGUGCAGGCCCGAGCCCCGUCUGGCCGUGCCCCCGCCGGGGUGUGUGCCCACCUCGCCUCCACCCUGCCCUGUGGCAAGGACUCGCUGGCCAAACGCAGUCGCAAGCUCCACGUCCGUGACCAGCAGGGUGGGCGGCUGGUGGAGCCUCUGCAGAAGCUCAGGGAAGCCAUUGGCCGGGCCAUGCCAGAGCAGGUGGCCAAGUACCAGGAGGAAUGCCAGGCCCAUGCCCAAGCCAAAUUCACUAAGCUGCCCGAAGAGGAGAAAGACAAGGAGUCCAAGGAGCGUGUCUGCUCGGAGGAAGAGGAGGAGGAAGAGGAAGACGAUGAUGAUGAAGAGGCGGGGGACCGACGGGUCUCUGGGCCCCGGAAGAAAUUCCAGUGGAGUGAUGAGAUCAGGGAGCUGCUGUGCCACGUGGUGAAGGCGCGGGUGGAUGGCUCCGAGCUGGAGCAGAGCCCGGCCCGGGCCGGCGAGGACUGGGUCAAGGCCUUCCUGGACACUCACGUCAAGCCCCUGUGGCCCAGGGGAUGGAUGCAGGCCAGGACCCUGUUCAAGGAGAGCAAGCGUGUCCACGGACCACUGACAUCUGCCCUAGCCAAGAAGAAGGUUGUGGCCGUGCCCAAAGUCAAGGUGAAGGAGUCUUCUGGAAAGUCUGACAGGAAGUUCUCAGGCCCGGGAGGGCAGCCGGGCAUCCCCCCGGCUCCGGCCUCCGAGCCCACAGGCGCGAGCACGGGCCCCCCAUCCGGCGCCGCGCCCCCCGGUCCCGUCUUCAGCUUGGACGACGCUUCAGACGUGGCCCGCGGCCCUGCCCCCGCCCUGGAGGUCACGUCCAAGGAGCUGACCGCCCUGAACAGCCGUGCCCGCGGAAGCUCCGACCGGCCCCUCCCCACCAGCGGCUCUGAGGAGAAACGGAGCGGCCCCAAGCCCGGCCAGCCCCCGGCGCCGGUCCCCGCCGCCGGCUCCCUGCAGGCCCCCCUCGGCUUCCUGGUCGAGCGGCCCCCGGGGCUGGCUGUGCCCGACAAGAGGCCCGACAGCAUCGCUCACAAGGACCUCCCGGGCCUGGCCGGCUCCAGUAGGAGCCAACCCCCUGCCCACCAGCCCGCCUCUGCCCACCCGCCCAAACAGAAGCACCAGACUCCGCCGGCGGUGGCCCACGGGCCCCAGGCAGCCGGGCCCGGGCCUUCCCCCCCGCUCAAAGUCUUUCAUCCGAGCGGCCAGCAGCAGAGGAGUUUGGCCACCCCGGGCCCCUUCGCCAGCCGGCUGCAGGGAGCCAAGGCUGCGCCCAUGCCCCUGGCCCAGCGGGCCCUCCUGCAGCCGGCCAAGGCGUCUGCCAGGGGCCAGGCCUUCCAUCCCCCGGUGGUGGCGGUGGCUGGGGUCGGUGCUGCUCCCGGCAGUGCCCACAAGAGUGCCGGCCCCUCGGGGCCCGGCACGAAGCUCGUGGCCGGCUCCCUGGGGCCGCCCUACAAGGCCCCCUUCGGGGCCGGCUCCAAGCACGGGCAGGCCGCGGGUGGCCUGGGCCCUGGAGGAUCGACCGGCCAGGGCUCCUCUUCCGGGGGCCCGCCCCCCUCCAGCCCCGCCGGCCGGCCGGCCCCAAAUCCAGCGGUCAAGAAGCCGCCCGUCUCCCAGAAGCUGACCCUGGUGGCGCCGCCCGGGGGCCCGAAUGGAGAUUCAGGCGGAGGGACACAAGGGGUGGCCAAGCUCCUGACUUCGUCACUGAAGCCCACUGUGACGGGUGAAAGGGGCGGGCGGGGCCGUGCUACUGAGCAACAACUCGUCUCUGAGCGUCCUGUCUCCGUCCUUCAAGCCCGGUGGCCCCAAGCUGUCCGGGGGUCUAGGCCCGACGCCCCUGGGGCUCCUGUCCCCACUGCACCCCUUCCCUCUCCACGUCAUCUCCUUCAGCGCCGACGCCCCCCCCAAAGCUACCGGCCCGUCCAAGGACGCCAUCGUUACGGGCCCUGCCCCGGGCACCUUCCACCACGGCCUCAGCCACGGUCUCCUGGCCAGCUUGCAGCCCAGCCCGCCCAAUGCAGCACCCCUCCCCCACGCCGCCUUGUCGAGCCACACCGGGCAGAGCCUGCCAGACACCCCUGUGCUCCACGGGAAAGGGCCCAGCGCACCCCCACGAAACCUGUGACCCCCACCAGGCCCCGGCCUAACGCAGACCAGACCACGGCGGGUCCACUCUGCCUGCCGGAUGCUCCCGCCCCGCAGCUGAGGGUGGACGGCAGCCCGGGGAGGGUGCGAGGGGAGAGGCGGGCUGUCCCGGCACCACUCCAUCCCUUCUUGCCGGCCUCCAGACCUGGCCAAACCGUGCAGGCUCCCUGCCCGCGUGGCUCCCGGCUGCAGAGAGAGGCUGCCUCCCAGCGCGGGCCCAAUUCUCGGCCCGGUGUCGGCACCAGCUCCGAGCCCGCGGUGCGGGCCCCCACUCCCCAUGACCAGCGGCCACCCCGGGAAGGUGGCAGACCUGUGGAGGAGAGAGAGACUGCUCCGGGCUGGGGGCCGGCUCGGGUCUCGUCACGGCCACCGGCUGCGUCAGAUGGAGCGGGACUCCUCUCCGGGCCACCUGUACAGGAAGUCAGGACCCCAGUGCCUUUUCGCGGUGGACAGAUUUCUACAGCACAUCCUUCCCUGCCAUCCCCGUCCCCGCGCCCGCCCCACGGGGGCAGAGCCACCCAGCUUGCCACCACGGCCGGUGGGCGACUGCCCGGUACCUUCAAAGCUCAGGCCGGGGUCUGGACCCCCAGCCCGUCUUGACCGAAGACUCUACAUCCCGGUGGACGGAGGGAGAGGCACAGGUCAGGCUUCUCACGCUUCAGGCGGGCCACCAACCUCCCCCAGUCUGCGAGGUCAACGUGUCUGUCCACGGGGCCUCGGGUCCUUGGGGCCACGUGGGUCAGUGGAUCCGGUUCUGUAACGCUCCAGGUCUGUGGGUCCGCUGCCCUCGGUCCCACAGGGCUGGGGACCCAUGGUGUCUACGUGCCCAUGGGUUCACGUCUGUGGGUCUCGCUGUCUCUGGGGUCCACGGGCUGGCCCGGCACCCGGACGGGGCCCAUCGAGGAGCACCCGCCACGGCCAGGCGACUUCCAGGGACAUCACCUCCCCGAGCCACUCUGAGAAGGCCACGCGCCUCAUGCCCUCGGGCCGACGGGCGCGAGACCGAUCCCAAGCUGUGGCUGGCGGGGCCGUGGCUCCCCAGCCACCACCGGGAACGUCCGUCUUCGAGGCUGCCGCCCUCCCUGCCCACUCCCCCACCGCCCCCUCGCAUGCCCAGGGACGCCACUCCCGCUCAGUGUCCACCCAGCCAGCUGACCUACCCUCUUCAGCAAGACCCAGGAUGCGCAUUCAGUUCCGAUGAAGCGACUUCUUUGAUCCCUUGGCUGUAUUUAUUAUUGUUAUUUCUACCGCAGCUCAGAUUUCCAAUUGUUUACAGAAAACUAGAUCAUAGCAGAAGAGCCAAAGACGAGAUUUCUAUCGCCGAGCUCACAGCCGAGCUGUCAUAGAGGAUCCCCUUCCAACCCCUCAGCCCUCCGGCAUCCCCACCCCCCGACCCCUAAACCCACACCACGGCGGCUAGAGCGGAGAAGCCGUCGUGUCUGAGACCCAGCGCUGCCUCUCACCUCAGGGAAAUGUUUAUUGGGUGGGGGUCCCAAGGACACCCCAUGUUUACGCUUUAUUGGCAUGGACCGGCCAAGGAAUGAAUGAUGGCCGGACCUAGGGGGAGGGAGGGAGGGAGGGGUCGG